UCGAUAAUUUAGCUAAUAUUGUUUUUAAAAAUUACUAAGACAGAUCGUUAAUGUCUUGAAGAUGCCCGUCGCCGUCCGUUUAGUUGAGGCCUUGGCCAUUGUCACCCUCAUGGCCAUAAUCACUUGCGUCUCUCUUGGCGUCGUCAUUGCUCAGCGAGCUCUAAGCUUAACAAUUAAUUUCAUAGAGCCAGCAGCAAACAUCCUCGAUAUGUUGCUGAUAAUAACCGAAAAAAUGUUGGUCGGUGCGUUGGCUUUCACUGUUACUCUAAUCAAUAUUGUUAGCAAUGGAUUGCAUAUGAUUGGAAUUGCGUGAGACAUUCAUUUUACGUGCAAUAAGCUGCCAAGCUACGUGUUAAAUUAACUUAAUGACCAAGUUUAUUAAAUUAAUAUCUGUGCUUGUGAAGAAAAUUUGGGAAAAUCCCUCAAAAAUGUACAAAACUUGUUUUCCUAUUAAACUUUAAAUACAUGGAAUCCAUCGCUGCAAUUUAAAA
Molecule: messenger RNA, 491 nt
Organism: Drosophila grimshawi
Lineage: Eukaryota; Metazoa; Arthropoda; Insecta; Diptera; Drosophilidae
Exons: 2
Coding region: 62-313 (83 amino acids)
Source: RefSeq, a predicted model, not a curated record